Arabis nemorensis is the source of this 150-nucleotide messenger RNA. The record is from the annotation of a GenBank genome assembly. NCBI's taxonomy places the organism in Eukaryota, Viridiplantae, Streptophyta, Magnoliopsida, Brassicales, Brassicaceae.
AUGGAUUCAAUCGACUUACUCAGUGAGUCAAAGCAAAGGGAGAAUCAUUUACAAAAAGCCCAUCAAGCUGUUCCAAGGGAUAUCGAGAAACUUGGUGUUGGUGUUACCAAAGAGGCGCAGAGUAUCUUCGACGCGUUGUCUGAUAAGUAA